UGGAACAGCCAUGGCUAUGACAUUGCUAAAAUAUUUGGAAACAAAUUUACACUAAUCUCACCAGUCUGGUUACAAGUGAAAAGGAGAGGGAAGGAAAGGUUCCAAUUCACUGGGCUCCAUGAUGCUGAUAAAGGCUGGAUGAAGGAUGUCAGAAAAACCUCCAAAAACAUCAAAAUAGUGCCUCGACUUUUGUUUGAUGGCUGGACUUAUCAGGACUUCGGGAGUGUUUUUGGCAGUGAGGAUGAGAUAGAGGAGCUUUCCAAGAACAUGGUUCUGCUAGCCAAGAAUGAAAAUUUUGAUGGUUUUGUAAUUGAAGUUUGGAGUCAGCUGGGAAAUCAAAAGCGAACGGAGUUGAUUCACUUGCUUAUUCACCUUUCUGAAGCUCUGCAUGAAGCACAACUUAAACUCGUACUGGUCAUCCCUCCUGCAGUUGCAGCAGGGACUAACCAGCCGGGAAUGUUCACAAAGAAAGAAUUUGAUCAGUUGGCCUCAGUGAUAGACAGCUUCAGUCUCAUGACAUAUGACUACUCAACACCACAACGACCUGGUCCAAAUUCCCCUCUUCCCUGGGUGCGUGCUUGUGUUCAGGUACUGGAUCCUGAUUCAAAAUGGAGGAAUAAAAUACUUCUAGGGCUGAAUUUCUAUGGCAUGGACUAUUCUGCUUUGGGAGCCUCUGGGGAGCCAAUCCUUGGUAGCAGGUAA
This is a messenger RNA of Balearica regulorum gibbericeps (East African grey crowned-crane), 702 nucleotides long. NCBI's taxonomy places the organism in Eukaryota, Metazoa, Chordata, Aves, Gruiformes, Gruidae. The record is from RefSeq and is a predicted model, not a curated record.